Molecule: messenger RNA, 273 nt
Organism: Auanema sp. JU1783
Lineage: Eukaryota; Metazoa; Nematoda; Chromadorea; Rhabditida; Rhabditidae
Source: the annotation of a GenBank genome assembly
AUGAAGCUCUUCCUUCUCCUCUCUGCUCUUUGCGUUGUCGCUCUCGCUCAAAUCACCUGCGAGAAAUACUGCACUGGUGAACUUGGAGCUCCUAACUGCAUUCCUCCCCGUCACGAUGUCUGGCAGACCAAGCCAUGCUACGCUCAAUGCGUAAGCAACUGUAACUAUAACAGCGUCAACUGGUGUGCUAAUAACAGAUACAAAUGCUGUAUGACUGCCAAUGGAUUCAACAGAACUAACAGAUGCUGGCCUCAAUGGAACGCUGCUUCUUAA